AUGCCCAGGGCAGUGACAGGAACAGGACCCAGGAGCUUGAAGGAGUCAGACAGCUCAGAAGAGGAAAUGGAAGGUGUUUUCUGGGAUACCAGGAGGGAUUUUGGGCAGCUGAAGGAAAGUGGUCCCUCCCAGCACUCCAGUGACAUUGAAGGGCUCCGACUGGGAAAGACCAGCCGGCCUGUGAGAUCCAAAGCUAGGAGAAUCGCCGCCAAUGUUCGAGAGCGCAAGAGGAUCUUAGACUAUAACCAGGCCUUCAAUGCUCUCCGACUGGCCCUCAAGCAUGAUCUCAGUGGCAAGAGGUUGUCCAAGAUUGCCACCCUCAGGAGGGCCAUCCACCGAAUCACCUCCCUGUCCAUGUUCCUGCGUUCUGGCCCCACUGCCCGGUGGCCCUGCAGCCACCAGGAAUGUCGUACCCAUUAUGGCAGAGUCCAAGAGGAGGAAACUGGCUGGGACAGCCACCCACAGCCCUUCCCGAUGCCCAUGGACUAUAGCUAUGGAGAAGCUGUUCUUCCCUUCCAACCGCCCCCUCCUUCUCCUCUCUACUUGAAAUACUCUCCUGAGACUCAGUUUCCCUCCCAACUGGAAAGUCAGAAGGAGGAUACUAUCCCCUCCAACCCUGUCUACCACUCCAGUGGGAGCCAUCUUCUUGGGGAGCAACCCCCUUGCUAUCCAAAGUAUGUGGACAACCUCCGAGCUCCCUCUCCAAGAACUAUUCCCUGGCAGCUUGGGUACCUGCGAGGACCAGGGCGGGGAUGCCAGCAGUCUUUGCCCAUGCACUGA
Molecule: messenger RNA, 780 nt
Organism: Gracilinanus agilis (Agile Gracile Mouse Opossum)
Lineage: Eukaryota; Metazoa; Chordata; Mammalia; Didelphimorphia; Didelphidae
Gene: BHLHA9
Product: basic helix-loop-helix family member a9
Exons: 1
Coding region: 1-780 (259 amino acids)
Biological process (GO): regulation of transcription by RNA polymerase II; developmental process
Molecular function (GO): DNA-binding transcription factor activity, RNA polymerase II-specific; RNA polymerase II transcription regulatory region sequence-specific DNA binding; protein dimerization activity
Source: RefSeq, a predicted model, not a curated record